This is a messenger RNA of Gossypium arboreum, 429 nucleotides long. RefSeq lists its product as uncharacterized. Lineage: Eukaryota; Viridiplantae; Streptophyta; Magnoliopsida; Malvales; Malvaceae. The coding region runs from base 1 to 429 and encodes 142 amino acids. The transcript is spliced from 2 exons. The record is from RefSeq and is a predicted model, not a curated record.
AUGGAGAAGAAGAUGAAUUUGGGUCCAGAUUUGGCCCAUGUGAUUGAGGACAUGGUUGGUGAUAAGGUGUUUCUAAAGGUCUUGCCUAAGAAGAAGGUUUUGAGGUUCGGGCAAAAAGGCAAGCUUAGUUCUAGGUUUAUUAGCCCUUACGAGGUGAUUGAACAGAUUGGACUUGUUUCUUAUCAUCUUCUAUUACUGCCUGAGCUUGAGCGCAUUCAUGAUGUCUUGCCUUCCCAUGUUGUUUGUGUGAAGGAGAUUGAGGUUCAAUCUGACCUUUCGUAUGAGGAGGAACUGGUUGCGAUCUUAGACCGUGAGGUCAAGGUGCUGUGUAGUAAGACAGUUCCACUGUUGAAAGUUUUGUGGCGCAACCACAAGAUUGAGGAAGCCAGUUGGGGGUCGGAAGAUAUCCUGAGGCAUCAGUAUCCAUAA